AUGCCUUACUUAGUAAUAUAGGAUGAUAUAAUUAUGGGCAAGAUUCUAAUUCAAUUUACUUGUUAUAGUGAUUAAACCAAUCUUGACUUUUGUGGAUAUUAAAUUACAAGUCUUAAAGUUAAUGACGAUUAUUGGAGUUAAGAAGAUAUUGUUAAGAAUUGGAAAAAACAUUAAUUAUCCAUAAAUACCAUUAUAGGUGAAAAUUGCAUAUUGAUUACAUUCUGUGUGAAAUUUUCAGAGAAUAAAUUUGGAAUUAUAAAAUAUACCUAAAAUUCAUCUAUUUACAUAACAUCUUUAUUCUGUCCAAAUUAUUGUCAUUCAGUAUUAUCAUUUUAAUCAAUUAGUGUUUUCCUUGUUUUGAUUAACCAGACAUUAAAGCUUAGAUUAAAUUGUAAUUAAAAUGUCCAAAAGAAUGGUUAGCAAUUUCUAAUAUGAAUUCUACUUUAAUAGAACCAUUCUCUGAAUCUUAAAAUAAAUGGCAUUUUGCUAUUACUCCAAAAAUUAGUGUAUAUCUAUUUCGUUUGAAUAUGGGUGAAUGGAAAAUGAUACCUACAACCUUAAUCUCAGGUAUUCAAAUGAAUCUCUAUUUUGAAUCUCAAAAGUAAUCAGCUUGUAUGAUGUAUAAUGUUUCAUUUAUAUAAGUUAAUCAACUCUUAUUUAAAAUUGUAUUGAAGAAGGAUUUAAAUAUUAUGUAUAAUUAUUUGGUAUUCCAUUUCCAUUUUAAAAAUAUGAUAUAAUAUUUUGUACCGUUUAUUUCUAAGGAAUGGAACAUCCUGGAGCUGUUCUAUUAUUUAAAAAUAUUAUUCAAAAUUAAUUAGAUUCUAGGCAAUUAACAAUCUAAAUCUCAAUCACUUAAAUAAUUAAAAUUUGAUGAUCCUAAAAUACAUUAUUUACUUUACAAAUAAAAUGGUAUUGAUUUAGAUAUAAAUAUAAAUUCACAUCCAAUCGAAAUGAACAUUGAAGAUGCAAAUCAAGGUUUAUAAGCAUUUGAUUCUAUCACUUAUAAUAAAGGUUCUUCUGUUCUUUAGGCACUUGUUAAAUUAAUUGGAUUCAAUGAUUUCAUUGAUAUUAUUAGACACUAUCUGAAUAAAUUUAAAUGGGCUAAUGCUACAACUGAUGAUCUAUUUGAUUUAAUCUAAUAGAAUACUUAGAAUGUUGACAACACUAGAUGGAAACGACUAUUCAUUUAAUAAAAUGGAAUCAAUCUAAUCGAAAUAAUACAGUAAGUCUAAUAAUCGAUUUUAAAGUAAAGUUCUAUCAGUGGAAAUUCAAUAAGAUAACAUCUAAUCAAUGUACUAUUGAUUAAAGACAAUGAGAAGAUGGAAUCAAAAUCAAUUAUGAUGACAAAAGAUUAGCAUUAUCUCUGGAAAUUUAAUGAAUAUUCAGCUGCCAUCCUUAAUUAUAGUGGUGAUUCUUAUUGUAUUUCAACAUUCGAUGAUAGAUCUUUAUCUUAUUUACUUUUAAAUUUCAAUAAAUUAGAAUUAACUAUACAAAUAAGAAUAUCAAUAAUCAAUAAUCUUUUUUAAAUGGCCUGUCUAUUGGGAACAUUUCAAGUUAAACUAUUCAUGGACUUUAUUUUACAAGCUAUGAAUUCGAAUAUUGAUACUGAAGUAAAUUACCAUAUCUAUAAACUAUUUAGGUUUUGGAUUUUAUGAUAGAUACAUUGGGUACCGUAUUUAUGAAUUUAAAUGUUGAACAAUAAUCUGGAUUUGGUCCAAUCAUCUUUGAUAAACUCUACUUACUUAAACAUAAACUAUUUAAUUCAAAGUAACAAUACACAAUUAAAUCGGAAUAAGGUUUUUAUAAAAAUAUUUAAUAAUUAUAUAUUACCAUCACUAAAAGAAAUUUAUCAUUAAAAACCAGGCUCAUAAAUUGUUUUUUUAAAAAUAUUUGCUUGAUUAGAAUCAUCUCUAAGAAUAUGAAUCAAUUUGGGAUACUCUCAAAUAAAGAAAUCCAAAUUUAUUUAAAUUUAAGAAUAUUUCAAUUGUUUACUUGA
This is a messenger RNA of Paramecium sonneborni, 1996 nucleotides long. The record is from the annotation of a GenBank genome assembly. Lineage: Eukaryota; Ciliophora; Oligohymenophorea; Peniculida; Parameciidae.